CUCUUACCACUACGGAGUCACGAUUGUUCGCCUUCGUCUGGCCAUCCACCUCAUUCCUGGGUUUUCAGAUUACCCUGCCACUCGUUUUUCUCCCUUCCUUCUUCUUUCCUUCAUUCUACCUUGACCUUUCAAGUCUCUCAAGCCUAUUUCGUAAUCGAUCGAUCGACCGCCCGCCCGCCCCUUAUUUCUAUCGAGCCGUCACCAUCGCCCAAUUGACAAGCCCAUCAAUCGCGAGUCGAACCCCGUAUCAAUCUAUUUUCGCCAGUGCACCGCUCCAUUUUCGCCUUGUUUGCAUCUUCGUACCGUCCACCCACCUGCCGUUCCUGCGAGUUGGAAACAGACGAGUUCAAGAUGGGGGACCUUUCACCAUCCCCCGUUCCUGAUCUCAACAGGAACCGACUUCCAACGCUUUUCGAAGUGUUGAGCCGGCGAACUCUUCCUCCUGUCGACCUGUUCUCCUUCUAUAUUUUUAUGCGAGACCAGCAAAGAUCGGUGGACUAUCUGGACUUCUGGCUCGACGUCGCCCAGCAUAUGACAUUAUGUCGACACUACGUCCGCGAGCUCCGCAGAUCCGUCCUGAUUGGCACACCCGACCCCGAACACGCCUCGAAGCGUUCGUCUCAGAUCCUGGAGAGCAUGGGCGACAUGAGCUUCUCCGCGCCUGGCCCAUCGAUGUACGCGACUGAGAAGGAGCGCGAUCAGGACGCUCAAAUGUCAGCAUACUUGCGGGAGGAACGAGCGGGACCUGGUACUCAGAAUACGCCCGGCGCGGCUUUCUACGACUCUCCACGCCAGAGCACCACCGAGGGGCCCCGUCCCAGCCACGGUAGCACCCCGCGAGAACUGAUUACGGAUUCGAACUCGCCAGCGCACACUGUGGCGCGACAGGACAUACGCGCAUCGGCCGAGAAGAUUCUGUACACGUUCUUGCUUCCUGGCGCCGAGAGAGAAAUCGUGCUACCGGGGCACAUCACCGAGGACGUCACGAGGGCGAUUGAGGAGGAGGGCAGGGAUGACCCUGAAGUGUUCGACCUGGCUAAGGAUUACGUGUUCCAGGCCAUGGAGAGGGACGCUUUCCCAGGUUUUCUGCGGAUGAAGGCGCUGGGGAACCUGAUCCCACCAACCUUGAUCAUGAGGCUGAUCAUCGGGCUGGUGUCGAUGUUCGGCGCGUUCUGGGCUGGCUUCGUUUUGAUCUUCCUCGACAAAUCGAGGUUGACAAGGUGCUGGCUCAUUCUGCCCUUCACCCUGGGCAUCUAUUUCCUCGCCUCCUACCAGUACUCCUUGGAUCCUGUGCUUGCUCUGAUAGGCCUCAGCGAGUAUACGCCCUUCAACUUCUCCCGUGUUCGAGAGCCCUAUGUCCGAAAGUUGCUCGCGAAGCGAGCAAUCAUGGUUCUAGCCGUGACAGCACUGGUUGAUGCAGCCUUAUCAGUCCUUUUCAUCUUCGUGCCCGGCAAGCGUCUGUGAUCACUGACGCGGAUAUCACAAACCUCAACAUAAAAUUAAAAAAAAGAAUACCUAAUUGACGACGUUACGACUUUCAUUUCCACCAUCGACCACUUUUCUAGCGACGCGAGAUAUUAUUACCCAGUCAAUUUUCUUCUUUUCUUCGCUGGGUCAAGUAGGGACCUUGGAAACGAUUCGUUGAUGCCAGAGUCGUCGCAAGGUUGCUGCCCGGAGGCGAGCUGGGCGAAGGACGGUCCGCGAGUGGGAGAAGAAGUGGGAAGGAAAUCUUGCGGCGUUUUGUUCUUGUCAGUGGACCAAGCGCAACGAUAAUCUGCGAGGGGUUUUACGUUGGCGUGAAUGAACGCCGUUAUACUUGUACGACUACUCAUCGAUUUGAGAAGGGAGAUUUGCGGGAAGGGAGAGCUUUCAUCUCCAGCUUGAUACGAGUUUAUACCUGGGAUACGAAUGGACAGGCAAGGCAGACAGGGCUGGCUUGGAGAGAGACUCUUGGGCGCUGAACUUUGACGGUUCAUUAAUAUCAUUAUUUUCGGGAGGUGUCGUUGACAGGGUUUCCCGCAACCACCGCGUCCUUACCAGGGCUUCAUUUGAAUCAAUGGAUCUUAUUUGAUCGG
Messenger RNA from Cryphonectria parasitica EP155, 2075 nucleotides. RefSeq lists its product as uncharacterized. Bases 352 to 1464 code for a protein of 370 amino acids. NCBI's taxonomy places the organism in Eukaryota, Fungi, Ascomycota, Sordariomycetes, Diaporthales, Cryphonectriaceae. The record is from RefSeq and is a predicted model, not a curated record. Gene Ontology annotation, cellular component: plasma membrane. Gene Ontology annotation, biological process: intracellular protein localization. The transcript has 3 exons.